AGUAUGCGGUGCUAUACAGAGAGUGUCUGAAGCAAUUUUAUAAUUGUCACGAAGUAUCACAACAAUAGAAAAUAAAAAUAUGAAACAGUUACAUUGCAUUAAUAUUAUGCAUAUUUGCAUCGUCUUAUUAUUAUUCUUUUAUGCGGAAGAUGCAAAGGUAAUAGGUCAAAAUAUGAUGAGACAACCGCCAAACUCUAGGACACUGCAUAUUAUCAAUAAAACUUCUCCAAUAAUAUAUGAUAAUGGUUGUGAAUGUAUUCAUAAAUAUUAUUGUGGAUGCUGCCAAUUUAUAAAAUGGGAUGCAGUUUAUUUAAAUGGAACAUUAUGUGGAAAUGCAAGCUAUUUGGAUCAUGAUUAUGGGAUUUCAAUUACAUUAACAUACAACAAUUCUACUCUUAUUAAUGAAACAGUUACAGUUAAGGACGCACCACCUAUCUGUGUAGGAAAUUUUGUGAAUUCAGUUUUUGAUAUGUGCUUAGAAAUCUAUGAUGUAGAUGUAGAUUCUAAUGGAUUUCAUGCAUGUUUUGGAAUUUUAGGAAAAAUUAUGAAGUAUAAAAUCUAUAAAUUAGAGUUAGGUUGCAUUGGCAGUAUACUUAAAUAUUCCAUAUCACCUAAUGUGAUUUUAGUAUAGUUACAUAUUGAAUUGAAUAAAAUAUCUGAUUUUACAUAUACCAUUUUUUGGUUUCAUAUUUACGUAAUGCUUAAUAUUUGUUUGAAGAUGUAACAAUAAGAUAGUAAGAUUUGAUAGCUCUUUUAUUAUUCUAAAAAAUACACUUACGUGUAUUUAUGUUACUUAUGUGUGUUUAUUUUGACAUAAGAUCUUAUCUGUCUUUAUAAUAAUUUUGUAUUU
This is a messenger RNA of Camponotus floridanus (Florida carpenter ant), 850 nucleotides long. RefSeq lists its product as uncharacterized. The transcript has 4 exons. The coding region runs from base 80 to 631 and encodes 183 amino acids. Lineage: Eukaryota; Metazoa; Arthropoda; Insecta; Hymenoptera; Formicidae. The record is from RefSeq and is a predicted model, not a curated record.